Molecule: messenger RNA, 2106 nt
Organism: Cordyceps fumosorosea ARSEF 2679
Lineage: Eukaryota; Fungi; Ascomycota; Sordariomycetes; Hypocreales; Cordycipitaceae
Product: Transcription factor
Exons: 3
Coding region: 1-2106 (701 amino acids)
Biological process (GO): regulation of DNA-templated transcription; DNA-templated transcription
Molecular function (GO): DNA binding; zinc ion binding; DNA-binding transcription factor activity, RNA polymerase II-specific
Source: RefSeq, a predicted model, not a curated record
AUGCAGAUCGACGGUGAGCGACGGCCCUCUCAGAGGCUACCCGUCAACCCUCGCCGACACAAAGUAGCUCCAGAGCAGCGCAAACGCGUUGCCAAGGCCUGCAAUGUCCGCCGCAUUAAGUGCUCUGGCGAAAAGCCCUGCGCAUCAUGUGCCUCGGCCAAUCGCGAGUGCAUAUACCCUGCGCCAGUUGAAAAAGUGUCCGUCUCCAAGACAGAGCUUGAAGACCUCAAGAAAAAGGUCGAGCUUUACGAAAAGGCUCUGCAAGAUGCCCUCCCAGACCCCACCAAACGACACGAGCUCCUGCAACACGCCGCUGGCAGCCCUCCUUCGGCCAUCUCGCCAAUACACAGUCCAUUCUCCACCAACAACCACUUUGCCCCGAGCGUCUCCGGCCAGAGCACCGUUAUCAAGUCCGAGCCUAUAGACGACGACCACACGACCGGCCGACUCCUGCAUGACGCCGAUGGCACCGCCCGUUUCCACGGCGAGACCAGCGGCGCCACCUUCCUGGACCAUCUCAAGGAGCUCAUUGGUGCCGUGCUGCCGCUUGCACAUCAUCAACAGCCCGCUCCCCAUGAUGGAAGCGCAUUCUUGUCCACCCUCGGCAAGUGCCACACAGAUGAAUCUCGGCCAUUCGAUGAAAAGGACGUGAACCCGCUACUGCUCCCACCGCCAGAAUCAAUGGUCUCUAUGCUUUCCGAAGUGAGAUACGUUGUCCAAGAUGGCAACGGCUCAUGGCCUAGCGGCGGCAUUUACUGGUUUGGCGACCUCAGCCAGCCACCUCAACCGCCGCUCAUCCCACAGAACCAGGCCUCGUUCGACCUCGACGCAUAUCGAUUAUUAGCAUUCCCGCAUGCUGCCUUUGCCGUCGCCGCGUAUAGUACCGGUCCCUGGCCGCCAGUCAGGGAGUCAGAAGACAUCAAAUUCAGCGACUCAUUCUUUGCGAGAGCCUCGAUGCUGCUACGGAACCCCCUCGAUAUCGGCCGCUGUUCCAUUCAGGAUGUCUCGGCCUUUGCACUCAUGGCGUAUCACCUUGUCGAGGUCUGCAAACGCGACUCUGCCUACAUGCACAUCGCCGCCGCAUCUCACCUAUGCAUCAUGCUUGGAGCUCAUCGUGGAUGGGUAGACGAGAGAGGCAAGCGCAUUUUCUGGACAGUCUACAUCCUGGAUAGAUGGCUCAGCUGCCUAAUGGGCCGCCCGCCCGUCAUUGCCGACGACGCUAUACGCAUUCCUCUUCCCUCCGAUGCUGCCGGCAUGCCACCCGCAGCCGGGUUACGCGCCCACGUCGAGCUUUCACGCAUCUCCGGUUACGUCGUUUGCAACACCUAUAGAAUAGCGCCUUGGGAUUCUAUCAACGGCUCCGGCGACUCAUCACAGAGCCCCGGAAAGGUUAUGUGGAUGUUGGAGCAGUGGAAAAGCACUCUGCCCUUACGCCUCCAGCUUUCACCGGACGGCUUAAGCAACGAUCCAGCCUGCGCCAUGCUUCACAUGCGUUAUAAUCAACUCAUCAUUGUCGCUACACGACCGCUUUUCUUCGUCGCAGUCAAGAAGUCCGUUGCAGAGCGCCUUAUGUCCCAAGGCAGCUCAAAGGAGUAUACCCUGCAACUCGCCCAUCUCAGGCUGUGCAUUGAAGCCGCGCGAAACAACAUCAAGCUUGCCCGCCAUUUCAUGACGAUCAACCGCCACCCGAAGCCGCUCCAUGCCAUGCUGCACUAUUGUUUCAGCGCAGCAGUGUGUUUGAUCCUGGAAAGCCUAGUUUACCCGCAGCAAACCGCGUCUCUGGAACAGAAUGCCAGCAGGAGCGCGGACAUUCAAUUCACACUCGAAAUCCUGCAGGGCUGCGAGCCUCUCAACAGCGAUCCGACCGAUAAAUCAUUGACCGAAGCGCUGCACGACCUGCAGAUGCUGGUGGCGAGGCUGACGACACCGGUCCACGUCGAUCCGCAGAUUGGCAACAUCCACCUGCAGGCACUGGGACUGACAAACAGCUUUUCGCAGCCGCCGCCGCCGCCACCGAUGCCGAUUGAAUCAGAACCUGCGCUGUACAAUGAGCUUGUCAACUGGAUGGACGAUGACUGGUUCAUGUAUGAGACGUACAUGGACUAG